AUUACUGGGCAGGCUCAGUCUUUCGCCUCAGUCUCGAGCGCUAGCUGGCAGCCAAGCGUACGCGCUCAGGGAUUAGCGGUCGCCAUCGACGGUGCUUAGGUUCCUCUGGGCUCGUCUGCGCCACUCGCUCGCCACAUACUCCAGCGUUAUAAGCCGCCAUCAUGGUAAAGCUCGCAAAGGCCGGUAAAAAUCAAGGUGACUCCAAGAAAAUGGCUCCUCCCCCAAAGGAGGUAGAAGAAGAUAGUGAAGAUGAGGAGAUGUCAGAAGAUGAAGACGAUGAGAGCAGUGGAGAAGAGGUUGUUAUCCCUCAGAAAAAAGGCAAGAAGGCUACCACGACUCCAGCAAAGAAGAUGAUGGUUUCCCCAACAAAAAAGGUUGCAGUUGCCACACCGGCAAAGAAAGCAGUUGUCACCCCUGGCAAAAAAGCAGCAGCUAUGCCAGCCAAGAAGACAGUUACACCUGCUAAAGCUGUGGUAACACCUGGCAAAAAGGGAGCCACCCCAGGCAAAGCAUUGGUAGCAACCUCUGGUAAGAAGGGAGCAGCUGCCUCAGGCAAGGGAGCAAAGAACGGCAAGAAUGCCAAGAAGGAAGACAGUGAUGAAGAAGAUGAAGAUGACAGUGAAGAGGAAGACGACGAAGAUGAAGAGGAGGAUGAACCAGCAGUGAGGAAGGCAGCUGCUGCUUUUGGUGGUGCUCCUGCCACAGAUGAUGAGGAUGACGAGGAUGAGGAUGAUGAUGACGAUGAUGAUGAGGAGGAGGAUGAGGAGGAUGAGGAGGACGAAGAUGACUCUGAAGAAGAACCUAUGGAGAUUGUACCAGCCAAAGGAAAGAAAGCUCCAGUAAAAGCUGUUCCUGUGAAGGCCAAGAGCACUGCUGAAGAUGAAGAUGAAGAGGAUGAUGAUGAUGAAGAGGAGGAGGAAGAGGAUGACGACGAUGAAGAGGAGGACGACGAUGAGGAGGAAGAGGAGGAUGAGGAGGAGGAAGAAGAGGAGGAAGAGGAAGAAGAUUGUUUGAACUCUUGUCCAGAGCCUGUCAAAGAAGCACCUGGAAAACGAAAGAAGGAAAUGACCAAACAAAAAGCAGCUCCUGAAGCCAAGAAACAAAAAGUGGAAGGCACAGAACCAACUACAUCUUUCAAUCUCUUUGUUGGAAACCUGAACUUCAAUAAAUCUGCUCCUGAAUUGAAAACGGGUAUCAGUGAUCUUUUUGCUAAAAAUGAUCUUGCUGUUGUCGAUGUCAGAAUUGGUGUGUCUAGGAAGUUUGGCUAUGUGGAUUUUGAAUCUGCUGAAGACCUGGAAAAAGCCUUGGAACUCACUGGUUUAAAAGUCUUUGGCAAUGAAAUUAAACUAGAAAAACCAAAGGGAAAAGACAGUAAGAAAGAUCGAGAUGCAAGAACACUUUUGGCUAAAAAUCUGCCUUACAAAGUUACUCAGGAUGAAUUAAAAGAAGUGUUUGAAGAUGCUGUGGAGAUCAGAUUAGUCAGCAAGGAUGGAAAGAGUAAAGGGAUUGCUUAUAUUGAAUUUAAGACAGAAGCUGAUGCAGAAAAAACCUUGGAAGAAAAGCAGGGAACAGAGAUAGAUGGGCGAUCCAUUUCUCUGUACUACACCGGAGAGAAGGGUCAAAGUCAAGACCAUAGAGGGGGAAAGAAUAGCACUUGGAGUGGUGAAUCAAAAACCCUGGUUUUAAGCAACCUCUCCUAUAGUGCAACGGAAGAAACUCUUCAGGAAGUUUUUGAGAAGGCAACUCAUAUCAAGGUGCCCCAGAACCAAAAUGGCAAAUCUAAAGGGUAUGCAUUUAUAGAAUUUGCUUCAUUUGAAGAUGCUAAAGAAGCUUUAAAUUCAUGUAAUAAAAGGGAAAUUGAGGGCAGAGCCAUCAGACUGGAGUUGCAAGGACCCAGGGGAUCACCUAAUGCAAGAAGCCAGCCAUCCAAAACUCUGUUUGUCAAAGGUCUCUCUGAGGAUACCACAGAAGAGACGUUAAAGGAGUCGUUUGAUGGCUCUAUUCGAGCAAGGAUAGUCACUGACCGGGAGACUGGAUCCUCCAAAGGGUUUGGUUUUGUAGACUUCAAUAGUGAGGAAGAUGCCAAAGCUGCCAAGGAGGCCAUGGAAGAUGGUGAAAUCGAUGGAAACAAAGUCACUUUAGACUGGGCCAAACCUAAGGGUGAAGGUGGCUUUGGUGGUCGAGGAGGAGGCAGAGGUGGCUUUGGAGGCCGAGGUGGUGGCAGAGGUGGCCGAGGUGGAUUUGGUGGCAGAGGCCGGGGAGGCUUUGGAGGGCGAGGAGGCUUCCGAGGAGGCAGAGGAGGAGGAGGAGACCACAAGCCACAAGGAAAGAAGACGAAGUUUGAAUAGUUUCUUCUAUCCCUGUCUCUCCCUCUUCCAUUUGAAAGAAAGGACUCUGGGGUUUUUACUCUGUUACCUGAUCAAUGGCAGAGCCUUCUGAGGACAUUCCAAGACAGUAUACAGCCCUGUGGUCUACUUGGAAAUCCGUAUAGAUAACAUUUCAAGGGAGAUAACCCUGUUGGUGUUGACUGGAUAUUCGUAUAAACUUUUUAAAGAGAUGAGUGAUAGAGCUAACCCUUAUCUGUAAGUUUUGAAUUUAUAUUGUUUCUUCCCAUGUACAAAACCAUUUUUUUCCUACGGAGUUGUUGUUGUUUUUUUUUUUUUUUUUUGCGUUGGGGGGUGUAAAGGAAAGCCGAAUGUUUUAUCAUGAUUUUUGCUUCAGCAAUUUUGGGACAAAUUAAAAGUCCUAGAACUCUG
Molecule: messenger RNA, 2756 nt
Organism: Cervus elaphus (red deer)
Lineage: Eukaryota; Metazoa; Chordata; Mammalia; Artiodactyla; Cervidae
Gene: NUCLEOLIN
Product: nucleolin
Exons: 14
Coding region: 162-2348 (728 amino acids)
Cellular component (GO): ribonucleoprotein complex; nucleus; cytoplasm
Molecular function (GO): mRNA binding
Source: RefSeq, a predicted model, not a curated record